UUGCACUUUUCUCUUUUAAAAAAAAAAAAGAAGGAAAUUGCCAAUAACUUUGCAUACUGGGCUUAUUUCGCCACUAUCAAUACUGGGAAGUCCCCUUCUUUAGACUGUCAGCCUUGCUCCUGAAUUGACCAAAGGUUGCGUUUCGUGACAGAACUUUUCUCCAGUUUGGUUUUGGAUCUUAGUGGGCCUGACUGUGAGCAGCUAGAUACCAGACACUGGUGUGGACUCGAUCCGGUGGCUGGGAGCUCACAGAGGAAGAGGAGCUGGAUGUAUGAAGAGGCUUCAUGGGCCUGAAGGACCAUCUGGAGGAUGGAACUGGCCACAUGCUCAGCCUGGGGCUGGAUCUGGACUAUCUCCAUGUGGAUGGUGCUGAGAAGCAGACGCCAACAAACACACUGAAGGCCUCUGACGUCUUGCAGGUCCGAGGCGGCGCCCAAACCCGGAGCGGCUACAGCAUCGGCGGGAGCACAAACAGCCUCAGCACAAAUCUGAGUUACAGCAGCAGCAGCAGCAGCAAUUUUUCAGAGGAGAGCGCCAUUUCCGACAAUGAGGAAGAGCAGCAUCAGGUUGGCUCCGACUCCGGACUCGACAUCUCCCACCGAGAUCAGCUGGGCUUACCUCGGAGCGCCUCUCUGCAGUGGAAGCAGGUCAGGCUGGACCUGGCGCCACACCUGUCCACAGGAGAUCUAACGCGGUCGAAAGAGCUAGCGCCUGCGGGCCUCGCUUCGGACUGCCGCGCCAAGGUCGAGUUCGCUCUGAAGCUGGGCUACGCUGAGGAUCUGGUGCUGCUGGUCCUGAGGAAGCUGGGCCCAGACGCACUUAUCAACGACAUGCUGGGAGAGCUGGUCAAGCUGGGGACAAAGACGGAGAUGGAGCAGCAGAAAGGUCCAGCUGUGUCCCAGUCUCCUUCCUCCUCUUUGUCUUCUUUGGCCUCCAGCUCGUCCCUGGAGUCCUGCCGGCUGCCGUCCCCUUCGCCCCUGCUGGAAGACAAAGACAAUUUUCGGCCCGUCGUCGUAGACGGCAGCAACGUAGCCAUGAGUCAUGGAAAUAAGGAAGUGUUCUCGUGCCAAGGGAUCCAGCUGGCUGUUGAUUGGUUCUUGGAUCGAGGUCACCGUGACAUCACGGUCUUUGUCCCCGCCUGGAGAAAGGAGCAGUCGCGACCUGAUGCUCUCAUCACCGAUCAGGAGAUCCUGAGGCGACUAGAGAAAGACAAGAUACUGGUUUUCACUCCAUCUCGGCGUGUGCAGGGGCGACGUGUGGUUUGCUAUGAUGACAGAUUCAUCAUCAAACUGGCAUACGAAUCCGAUGGCAUAAUCGUGUCCAAUGACAACUACAGAGACCUGGCCAACGAGAAGCCAGAGUGGAAGAAGUUCAUUGAUGAGCGCCUGCUGAUGUACUCCUUUGUCAAUGACAAAUUCAUGCCUCCAGAUGAUCCUCUUGGACGCCAUGGACCAAGCCUGGAAAACUUCCUGAGGAAAAGGCCUAUUGCCCCUGAACCCAGGAAGCAGCCCUGUCCUUAUGGGAAGAAAUGCACAUAUGGCCACAAGUGUAAAUUUUACCACCCAGAAAGAGGCAGUCAGCCCCAGCGCUCGGUGGCCGAUGAGCUCCGUGCCAGUGCCAGGAUUUCGUCUGUAUCUUCCAGAGGCCUGCUGGGACAUACAAAGAUGGUGAAGAGCCAAAGUAGCAGUCAACCAGAAGAGACGCCUGAAGCCGAACCGGGACAGGGCAGUAAACUACCAAACCAGAGUCCUCGGAGUGCGCCCUCUGACCUCGCUGAGGACAGACUCCAAAGUUAUUCCAAACCAGAAGCGUACAAGGGAAGCCACGUCAACAGGGGACAUACUUCAUCAGGGUUGACUUUCUCAUUAGGACAUCUGGACAGCUGUGCGCAACUCAAGGAGAGCAGUGGAGCCUGCAGUUUGGGUUUAGUAGAAAGUUACAACAGAUGUGAUUCUCCGGAGGUGGGCUGCAGGUCUCUGGUAAAGGCCUAUUCAAGCCUCUGUCUUGUGGUGCCACAGACCACAGAAAGUCUCUUAACUGCUGAUCUGCAAGCAGGUUCUCUGCCAUCCGAAUGCAGCAUCGAUGGCAGCAUUAGCUCAGAUUCUUUUUCCCCCGACUCUAUGUCAGACAACAGCCCCGAGUGCCAACAUCACCUUCCUCACUACCAUCAUCACUAUAGUGGCUCGUAUGGUUAUGUGGCAAGCCGGGUUUCCCCGGGGAUGGGCCAGCAUUCCCCUUAUGGCUACUCUGUUACUCAAAGACCACAGAGAGCUCAGGGGUCUGUCUCUGAGGAACUUCCUUGUUCAGUUAGCUCUCACGCAUCUCCACACCAUCGCAAGACCCCUUCGGCAAACAUCGUACCACAGCAUCAGCAUCUACUGUUAGGCAACUAUCCGGGGGAACAACCACCUCAUCUACCUCAAACAUCUGCUGCUCGUCCUGAUUCCCAGAACUCGCCCUUCAGUCCAAACACGUUGACUUCGUGGGAAGGUGACCUCCAGGACCCCACAAUGUACAAAGGAUCACCAGUUAAUUGUAGAAGAAACUACUCAGGGUCAACCCAACACCCUCAGCAUAAGACGCACUGGGAUUCCCACCACGAGGCAUCAACCAGGCCCUGCUAUGAUCUGUUCUCCUAUAAAAGCUUUCCCCCACUUCACGGUAAAGGUUGGCACACCCCCUGGGGUCAGCAACUCCCAUCGUCCCCCCACGGUCCAUCAGCUUCAAGCGUCCCACCGGCCCCACAGCAGUCCCUCAGGUCCAUCGCCACUCACAGGAGCCACCUGCAGAACGAGUGCCACUACUCAGGGCAUCUUUCCUCGGGUCAGUACCAGGACCUAAGGGAGAGGGUUUUCGUCAACUUAUGCGCCAUCUUCCCACCAGAUUUGGUGAGGAAGGUGAUGGCCAAAAACCCUCACAUGACGGAUGCUCAAGAGCUUGCAGCCUCAAUUUUGAUGGAGAAAUUGCAGCAUGUUUCUUAAAACUGUUCAGGUUUGUUUCUUAAAAUCAAGUCAGCAAUGAAAGGCUGCAAUAGCUUUGGGGAAGCUGUUCAUCUAAUGGUAUCUUUGCAAAUAGAAGUCCUAAAACGACCAUAUCUUUGAAUAAAUGCGUCUUUUAUUUCAGCACUUAAAACGGGAAACGUUUGGGAUUAAAACGGUUUUUAUAAUAGUUCAUGAUGGGCAGCUUAUGGGGACCUUUGAAUGGGGAUAUUUCUUCGUAUUUAUUUGUUUUAUUUAUAUAUUUUUGAAAUUCAGUUUUUGGCACUUUCUGUUAUUGUGUGUCUUA
Poeciliopsis prolifica (blackstripe livebearer) is the source of this 3285-nucleotide messenger RNA. RefSeq names its product endoribonuclease ZC3H12A-like. Gene Ontology annotation, molecular function: metal ion binding; mRNA binding; RNA endonuclease activity. Gene Ontology annotation, cellular component: cytoplasmic ribonucleoprotein granule; nucleus. The transcript has 6 exons. The record is from RefSeq and is a predicted model, not a curated record. The coding region runs from base 285 to 2981 and encodes 898 amino acids. Lineage: Eukaryota; Metazoa; Chordata; Actinopteri; Cyprinodontiformes; Poeciliidae.